Molecule: messenger RNA, 3147 nt
Organism: Vidua macroura (Pin-tailed whydah)
Lineage: Eukaryota; Metazoa; Chordata; Aves; Passeriformes; Viduidae
Product: PHD finger protein 7-like
Exons: 16
Coding region: 166-1947 (593 amino acids)
Cellular component (GO): nucleus
Source: RefSeq, a predicted model, not a curated record
CGGACAGGAGCAGGGCUCACGCAGGGCUGACCAGGGACUGGUGCCCUCGUGGCUCUGGGCCUGUGCUGCAAACUCCCCACACUCUUCUCUCUCCCACAGAGAGAGGACCAGCACCUGGAGGAGACGGUGGCGUUUCAGGACAGGGACUCACCACUGACAGCUGCCAUGUCUCACAGCAAGCAGGAGGGCCCUGGUGACAGGGAGCCAGCCUGCAUGCUGUGUCGCCGUGCAGAGGCUGACCGGGACAUCUGCGGUGACAAACUGGAGGACUGCGGGGUCUGUGCCCAUGAGUUCUGCCUGUUCUUUGCCACUCUACUUUUUCGUCAAGACGACGAUUUUCUUGGAUUCGUGGGAUUUUUUCCUAGAGAUAUCCAAUUUGCAGUUCGGCAGGCGGCACAAAAGCACUGCUGCGUCUGUGGCCAGAGCGGGGCAACCAUCAUGUGUUGCAAGGAGGACUGUGACAGAUGGUUCCACCUGCCCUGUGCCAAGGAGGGCGGCUGUGUCACACAGUAUAUUCCAGAUUACAGCUCCUUCUGCCCUGAGCACAGUCCAGAGCAGGACGUGGAGGCGACUCCAGAGCCGGGCACCGAUUGCCUCAUCUGCAUGGAGCCUGUGGAGGAUAGAAAGACCUUCAGAACCUUGGUGUGCCCAGCGUGCAAAAGGGCCUGGUUCCACAGGGACUGCAUCCAGGGACAGGCCAUGUGCGCUGGUGCUUUAGCCUUCCAGUGCCCCCUGUGCAGAGACAAGGCGGCAUUCACACUUGAAAUGUUCACCAUGGGGAUCCGAAUUCCCUUCAGAGACCCAGCAUGGGAGGACAACUAUGCCUUUGCGGAUCUAGGAGAGAGGCACAGCAGGUGCACUGCCAGGGAUUGCCUUUACCCGGGAGGCAGGGAGGACGCAGAGGAAGAGGGGCCCUGGGAACUGCUCCUGUGCUCCUCCUGCGCUGCUGAGGGCACCCACAGGCGCUGCUCUGGCCUGAGAAACCGCGUAGAGAGCUGGGAGUGUGACAGCUGUGCUGGUCUCGGAACGGCUUCCAGGGUUGAGUUAGAGCUCAGUGGCCCCAGCCUGACCAGACAGUCAGGACUGGAGCCUGCUCAUGGCUCCUCAGCACCUGAGGCCAUCAGCCCCAGCUCCAGCACCCUGGUGCCAUCGGGGCUGGAUCCCCAGUCUCCAUCUGCGGAGCCCAGCAGCAGCCACCAGCACACAGUAUGGCUGCAGUCUCUGCUGUCUUCUUCACUGGACACCAGCAACCCCAGCACAUCAAGCUCAACGUACAGCACCUCGUCUGACCCUGAGGACAGGGUCCAUUCCAGACGUGCUGGGCCCGGCUGCAGGCCAACCCGCUCUCGCCAGCAAGGUCGGGCCCCAGAUGGACCUGUCCGAUCGAGGAGUCCCUGUGACAGGAGCAGGAGGACAACCACAAGGACUGAGAGGCCCAGGCCAAGGGAGACACCUUCACGGGCAUCCCCCAGACGCAGCCGCGCCUGCCAGCAAGGUCAGGCCCAGAGUCCGCCUGUCCGGUCCAGGAGUCCCUGUGACAGGAGCAGCCGGACAAGACCAAGGACUGAGAGGCCCAGGCCAAGGGAGACGUCGUCAGGGACAUCCCCCAGACGCAGCCGCUCCCGCCAGCAAGGUCAGGCCCAGCGUCCGCCUGUCCGGUCCAGGAGUCGCCGUGACAGGUGCCACAGGACAACAUCAAGCGCUGAGAGGCCCAGGCGAAGGGAGACAUCGUCAGGGACAUCCCCCAGACGCAGCCGCUCCCGCCUGCAGCGCCAGGCCUCGAAUCAACCUGUCCUGUCCAGGAGUCGCCAGGACAGGAGCAGCAGGACAGCAGCAAGGGCUCAGAGGCCCAGGCACAGUGGGGCACCGUCAGGGGUGUCCCGCAGGAGCAACCGCUCCUGCCUGCGACAUCGGGCCUCAACUGGGACCUACAACAGCAGCACGUAGUGUCAUCUUUUCUUUCUUUCCAUCUGUUCGCCGCCGGAAGUGAAGUAAAGCCAAAAGGAAGAAGAGAGAAGAGAGUGACACACUGCCUCAAAUGCCUGAAGAAAUCGAUUGCUGUAUUGCUGCUGAUUUAAAAAACUUGCUUGGACCUUGAAAGAACAAACCAGAAAAGACUGUGGAAAUACCCUGGGACAAAGAGGACGUGCAGGACUCUGCCCCAGAUGACCAUUUGGGACCUUUGCUUGAGAACGACACAGCUCAGGAGCCGAGUGCUUUCAAGCUUUCCUUCUUUGGAGACACAGAGGACUUGUGCAUCAAAGAAGAUAAAAUGAGGCCUUGUGAAAAGAAGAUGAAACAACAUUAAAUCGAGUCACAGUCCUGAAGGAGAGAAGAGAAACUGUGUGAAGUUAUGCCAAAUAUUAAAAAAAAGAAACCAAUGCAACAAGACAAAGCAACCAGCCUCCCACACUUGUGCUGAAUUCAGAAGGAAUUCAGUGUCUUCUGAAUGCAAUGAUAAAUGCUUAUGAAUACAGAAGAGAUCCCUGGAACAAACUGGAAAAUCCUGGAGCAGAGAUGUAGCUCAGAAAAUCAGGCAGGAGCAGAUUCUGUCCUUCCUAAAUCUGUCUUCUCCACUAGCCUUGCGGACUUGGAACAAUAAAGCCGGUAAAAGUCACAUGGCAGAAGGCUUCACGUUUCCAAGACAGCCGUUCUGAGGGUGCUGAUGAGCCUGAGACGUGAGAAAUUGAAAAGGACCAAGAAAUGCAAGUUUCUUUCUUUACCACGCACAGGGAGUGCUGGAGUUUUCUUUUUCUCCAAAGAUGAUGAUGAAUGCCCAAGAGGUAAUUGCCUAAUAGGAAUCUGGACUUUUAGAGCUUACCAAAACAUUAGCCACUUGACAGUUUACCUAGAUAUUUUGGAUCCUUUCAGAGGGCCCAAAGUUAUUUUGUAGAUCAGCAGAGCUCAGUGAAGAGAAAGAGAGUUGGGAAGACAGAUGUAGAUUAUUGCUUGAGGAGCAGCUACUUAACUAUAUGUCAAGAAUGUAUUUAAGAGAAAGAGUGAAUUUAGAGACUUCUCCUAACAGUGGAUUCAGAACCUUCUCCGAAGAAUUUGUUAGAUUUUCAUUAUUUUCCGGAAUGCUGAAGGAAGCAUAAGGAUACCAGAUAGAAAGUACAAAGAAACCAAUAAACCUUUUACUGAUUAGAA